AUGUGCUCGCUAGAUUUGGAACAUAAGGAUGGCUCGGAACCGACGCUGCGGAGCCCGGUGACGGAUAGCGUUGAUCGAACCAUCAGUACGCCCGAGGCGGAGGCGUUGACGUCCAUCGACGUCCCGGAAACGGAAUGCUCGGAUGAGGAUUUGCCGACGUUUUGGACGGACAUGUGCCACAAGUUUGCGCCCGAGGAGCAAACAGAGUACGUAAACUUGCAGCUGAAUCCAGAGCGAUGGACUGGAUACAACGGAUCGCACGUUUGGCGGGCCAUUUACGAAGAGAAUUGCUUAAAGUCGGCGUCGAGCGUGGAUGAAAUGUGCUACGAAGAGCGGGUGCUGUAUCGCCUUUUGUCCGGCAUGCAUUCGAGCAUCAACAUCCACAUCGCGCUUCACUCCAAGCCUCCGAAACGCGCGCUCGGGGAAACGGAGUGGGGAAGCGAUCCCAAAAAGUUCGUGGAAAUAUUCGCCAAGCACCCAGAACGUCUGAAAAACUUGCACUUUUCUUUCGUCGUCCUCUUGAGAGCGCUUCGUAAGGCGGCCCCGGCGCUGUCGAAGAUGGACGUUCGCAUCGGUCAAGACGCCGAAGAGGACGAGCGAACGCACGCUUUGAUGAGUCGCUUGCUGGAAAGCCACAUUUUGUCGUCUUGUCGCGAUGUCUUCGGUGCUUUCGAUGAAAAGUCUCUUUUUCGCGAUGUGCAGUCGACGUUGAGUGCGAACUCGGGAAUGAUCAGCGGAGUGGGAGAAGAGCUUCUCGCGCCGGUGUCGCUGAAGAGCCAGUUCAAAGACAUCUUCUUGAACAUUAGCGAAGUCAUGGACUGCAUUUCGUGUCAAAAGUGCAAGCUUCACGGUAAACUUCAACUCUUGGGUCUUGGUUCGGCGUUGAAAGUCUUGCUCUUGCCCGAAGAUCUCUUGGAGUCUUCUUUGAACAAGCAAGAGGUGGUGGCUCUUGUGAACACCAUUGCAAAGUUUAGUCACGCCAUUCGCAAAGUGCCCGAACUCAUGAAUGCGGCGAGGCAGGACGCGUUGAAGAGCUCAGUAGAUUUGGAAAGCGUUGGUUUACAUCUGCGCGAAACUGAAGGCGGUCAAAAGGUGGAGCAGAGCCCACUGGAGGCGGCGAUUGCAGCUACCGCGAC
Molecule: messenger RNA, 1136 nt
Organism: Ostreococcus lucimarinus CCE9901
Lineage: Eukaryota; Viridiplantae; Chlorophyta; Mamiellophyceae; Mamiellales; Bathycoccaceae
Exons: 1
Biological process (GO): protein folding in endoplasmic reticulum
Cellular component (GO): endoplasmic reticulum membrane; endoplasmic reticulum
Molecular function (GO): protein-disulfide reductase activity; FAD binding; thiol oxidase activity
Source: RefSeq, a predicted model, not a curated record